UUCCUCCUACGUUCCCACCUCCGUUCUCUACCUGUGUGAACUGGGCGUGUUUUACUCCCAAAGGAGCCUCAUUCUCGGGGUCAGUCCACUUCCCAAGAAAAUAUCCAGGAAUUGCUCACUGGCAGGAAACUUUAAUUUAAGUUUUUUUUUGCAGCUAGUGUAAUACUAUGCCAGUGAAUUCAUCAUACUCCGACACAUCUCAACAAGCUUUCCCUCAGCAGGCAUGCAAGCUCCAACUUUUUACUGCACCCUACAGCAGCGCAUAGUGCAGGAAGGGAGCAGCACAAAGAAAGCAGAGUAACAGGACCAUGGCUACACCUGCAAAAUAUGGAGAAACAUCGUGGCAGCUAUCUGUGCAGGUGGAUCAAAAGGAAGGUGACGAGUCCAUGAAAUUUAAGAUGAGGGUGAUGGGAGACUUGCACAUCGGUGGCCUCAUGCUUAAGCUGGUGGAGAAAAUCAAGGCUCCUCAGGAUUGGUCGGACCAUGCUUUGUGGUGGGAACAGAGGAAAUGCUGGCUGCUCAAGACCCACUGGACCUUGGACAAGUAUGGGAUCCAGGCCGAUGCUGAGCUGCGCUACACACCCCAGCAUAAACCCCUGCUACUGCAGCUUCCCAAUAUGAAAACCAUCCAAAUGACCGUCAGCUUCUCCAAUGUGGUCUUCAAGACGGUGACAGAUAUCUGCAGAAUACUCAACAUUAGAAGACCAGAAGAACUGUCACUGCUGAAGCCUCCGGAUGAUGCCUCCAAAAAGAAGAAGAAGAAAGAUAAGGACUCAGAGCAGGAGGAGAUUUGGGACAUAGAUUUACUCAGUGGGGGACCAAGUGGAACAGGCCCCAUGUAUAGUAAGACCAUGAAAGCAACCUAUGACCCUGAGAAUGGGAUGCCAAUGUCUGCCACCAGCGUUUGGUUUGGAGAAAAUCCUCUUGCAGAAUCUCAGACAAACUUGCCACCUGCCGAGCUGGCCAAGAUGUAUCAGCCGUUGUCACUGGUGGACAAAGCAGUCAACAAUGCAGGGUGGUUGGACUCAUCCCGUUCACUUAUGGAGCAAGACAUUCAAGACUAUGACAAGCUACUACUACGCUUCAAGUACAAUGUCUUCUUUGACAUCAAUCCUAAGUAUGAUGGCGUCAGGAUAACCCAGCUAUAUGAGCAGGCCCGCUGGUCUAUCCUGUUGGAAGAGAUAGACUGCACUGAAGAGGAAAUGCUGAUGUUUGCAUCUUUACAGUAUCGCAUUUGUAAACUGAACGUGUCCACUGAACCUCUGAACAACUCUAAUGAACCAGAAAUUGACGAAAUAGAGGCAGCCCUAUCCAACCUGGAGGUGACACUCGAGGCCGGACACACAGACAAAAUUCUGGAAGACAUUACAGAUGUCCCAGAGCUGGCAAAUUCCCUCCGACUGUUUAGGCCAAAAAGACUGACGCUGCGCCCAUACAAAGAGUACUGGUUUGUAUUUAAGGACACCACCAUCUCUUACUACAAGAACAAGGAGGCCUCCAGUGGAGAACCAAUAGAGCAGUUUCACCUCCGAGGCUGUGAGGUGGUCCCUGAUGUCAAUGUAACUGAAAAGAAGUUCGGCAUCAAGCUUCUGCUGCCAGUGGCUGAUGGAAUGAAUGAGGUGUACAUCCGAUGUGACAAUGAAACCCAGUAUGCUAAGUGGAAAGCUGCAUGUGUCCUCGCUUCCAAAGGCAAGACAAUGGCGUACAGCUCUUAUAAAACAGAAGUGAAGCACAUUCAAUCUUUUCUGCAAAUGAAGAACCUGGCGCCCCCUCCUGGUCAAUCAGCUCCUGACGUCGAAGCGAUGGAUAUGAACGCCGAGUGUUUUGUUUCGCCACGAUACGCAAAGAAACACAAGACCAAACAGCUGACCGCACGUAUCCUCGAGGCACACCAAAACAUAGCACAGCUGUCCCUGGUGGAGGCCAAGAUGCGCUUCAUCCAAGCAUGGCAAUCACUCCCAGAGUUUGGUAUCAAAUACUACAUUGUCAGAUUCAAAGGGAGUAAGAAGGAUGAAAUUCUUGGGAUUUCAUAUAACCGCAUGAUUCGUAUUGACAUGUCCACUGGGCUGCCUGUCACCACAUGGAGAUUCGCCAACAUGAAGCAGUGGAAUGUCAACUGGGAGAUAAGACAGGUGACCAUAGAAUUUGAUCAACAUGUGUCAAUAGCCUUCUCCUGUGUGAGCUGUGACUGCAAGGUAGUCCAUGAGUUCAUCGGUGGUUACAUCUUCCUCUCCACGCGAUCUAAAGACCAGAAUGAAACACUAGAUGAAGAACUGUUCCAUAAACUUACCGGAGGCCAAGAAUGAGCAAAGAUGUAUUAGUCUAUGCUUUUUUUUAAAGAGCAUUGAUCACUUAUUUACAUUUAUGUUACAGUGUGAAAAUAGAGCACUCAUCAGCUAGCUGCAGUGGUCCAUAAACACUGACCACAUCAGUGACAGAAGAAAUGUGAUACCAAAUCACAGUGAGAUAAAGUGAUAUAUUUUUACCCAGAGAAGAAUGCUAUGAUCAUUUUUCAUCAUAUAUCUUGUUUUAAUCAGUUACGCCAAUGUUCCCCGCACUAGGAAAAUAACGCUGUUGAUGUAAAUAUGUCAAGACUACGUCAAAGGUCUGGAUGAACUAAUGUUUUCAAGAAGUACACAUUUUUUUUCCAGCUGCACAAAUG
Messenger RNA from Pundamilia nyererei, 2662 nucleotides. It is a transcript of the gene fermt1, whose product is annotated as FERM domain containing kindlin 1. The transcript has 17 exons. Gene Ontology annotation, cellular component: focal adhesion. The record is from RefSeq and is a predicted model, not a curated record. Gene Ontology annotation, molecular function: integrin binding. Gene Ontology annotation, biological process: integrin-mediated signaling pathway; cell-matrix adhesion. Bases 309 to 2306 code for a protein of 665 amino acids. Lineage: Eukaryota; Metazoa; Chordata; Actinopteri; Cichliformes; Cichlidae.